This is a messenger RNA of Ascochyta rabiei, 1971 nucleotides long. Its product is annotated as beta-glucan synthesis-associated protein. Gene Ontology annotation, biological process: fungal-type cell wall organization; (1->6)-beta-D-glucan biosynthetic process. Bases 1 to 1971 code for a protein of 656 amino acids. The transcript is spliced from 5 exons. Gene Ontology annotation, molecular function: glucosidase activity. Gene Ontology annotation, cellular component: plasma membrane; endoplasmic reticulum membrane. NCBI's taxonomy places the organism in Eukaryota, Fungi, Ascomycota, Dothideomycetes, Pleosporales, Didymellaceae. The record is from RefSeq and is a predicted model, not a curated record.
AUGUCGGCGCCGCUGUCCCCUCGAGGGGAGAACCCGCCGCAUCUUCGCCUCAACUCUGGAUCGCACGACAUAAUCACAGACGACAACUCGCCGCCGCAAGCACGACCGAGCACAGCACGAUCAACUUCGGCGCGAUCACUAACUACCUCCAUCCGCCCUGGCACCGCUCCGAGCCCCGGACCCAACAUCUACUCCAAUGUCGGCCUGGCAGAAUCCGGAGACCUGCUGCUCCCACCGCGCAAGUCCAAGAUGAAGGCAUUCCGAGACGAAUCACCGUUGCGCUCCCCCUCUGCUAUAUCCUCACGGCGAACAAGUUGGGAGUCGGACAUGUCAUCGAGAGGUCCGUUUGCCUCGCCUUUCGACGACUCCAGGGCGCCCUCGCGUGCAGGCAGCGAAGAGGACUUGAACACACAGACGGUGUCGGAGAAAUUCAACAUUCACCCGUCUGCAGGGUUACUGCUGUUUCCAGAAGAUGUUGAGGCCGAUGACGCCCUGCAUAACCCUGAACCGGGCGAGAAAGACAAGCGUGACUGCGACAUCUUCACCAAAAGAGGAAUGGUCAACUUGGGUGGUCUUGGGAUCAUGGUGAUUGGCCUGCUCCUCUUGUUCAUUGGAUACCCUAUCCUUACUUUCGUCGACAAGUUAACGGAGAAGAAAGUUGGACCUUGCACAAACAAUCCGCUCUGUAUCGAGGGCAAAGAGCACGAGCCGCUUCUGACCAACCUGCGCAAGGGCCUGAUCGAUCCCGACACACCAGACUCUGCUAUGUCACGCAAGUCGUAUGAUGGCUCCACACAAAACCUGGUUUUCUCCGACGAAUUCAACACUGAUGGCCGUACUUUCUACGAUGGCGACGAUCCAUUCUUCCAGGCCGUUGACAUUUGGUACGGUGCUACGCAGGAUUUGGAGUGGUAUGAUCCUGAUGCGGUAUCCACCGAAAACGGUACGCUCAACUUGAAAUUUGACCUAUUCAAGAACCACGGUCUCAACUACCGAUCGGGUAUGAUCCAGUCCUGGAACAAGUUGUGCUACAAGGGCGGCCAUUUGGAGGCUAGUAUCUCGUUACCCGGUAAGGGUGACGUUAGUGGAUUCUGGCCUGGUUUCUGGACCAUGGGCAACCUGGCUCGUCCGGGCUACCUUGGUUCGACCGAAGGCUUGUGGCCGUACAGUUACCACGAUGAGUGCGACGUGGGAAUUACGCCGAAUCAGAGUUCGUACGAUGGUCUCAGUUUUCUCCCUGGUAUGAGGCUUCCUGCCUGCACUUGCCCAGGCGAGGACCACCCCAGCCCCGGCAAAUCUCGCAGCGCUCCUGAAAUCGAUGCCUUGGAAGGCUCCGUCCAUUUCCUUGGGCCUGGUGAAAGCAACGCUGUGGGAGUGGUAUCCCAGUCUUUUCAGGCCGCGCCCUUCGACACCUGGUACAUGCCGGAUUAUGAACAACUGGAGAUCUACGAUACCUCAAUCACCAUGAUGAACGCGUACAAGGGUGGACCCUUCCAGCAGGCUAUCUCUGGUCUGACCAACCUGAAUAAUGAUUGGUAUGAUGGCAAGCAGUACCAGAAGUAUGCCUUUGAGUACAAGACUGGCGGCGAUGGUUUCAUCACCUGGUACGUUGGUGACGACAAAACUUGGACCAUGAAGGCUCCGGCUACGCGCCCCACUGGCAAUAUUGGAACUCGAACCAUCCCGGAAGAGCCUCUAGCCAUCAUUGCCAACUUCGGCAUGUCCAACAGUUUCGCAGCCAUCGACUUUGCACAGAUUGCUGCUAUGUUGCCCGCCACGAUGCGUAUCGACUACAUUCGCAUCUACCAACCUGAGGGUAGCGAGAGCAUAACCUGCGAUCCAGAUGGCUACCCCACAACACAAUACAUCAAGAACCAUCCGGAUGCUUACCAGAAUCCCAACCACACAGAAUGGAAAUCGACAGGGUUCCCUUGGCCGAAGAACUCAUUCAUGCACGAUUGCGACAAAUAG